AUUUGUGAAAUUAUAUUCUUUUUCUAGAGAGAGAAAGUGAGGAGAGAGAGAGAAUCAGGGAGAGGCAGAGACGCAGACGAUGGUCUCAUGCCAAACCCCCGCAAAAGCCAACGCAAUGUUGGCUCACCGAUUCCAUCGCCGGAGUACGGCCAAGCUCCGAUACCUCCUUGCUCCCAAAUUCGCCGUCUCUUCCUCCCUCAACUCCGUCUUCACCUCCGCCAACGUCAUCGCCGCUGCCGCUGCUUCCGGCUCCACCUCCCUCCACGGCGCCGUCACCUCCACCAUCACUCAUGUUGCCGUCACCGCCGUCGCGAUUGCCUCCGGCGCUUGUCUUUCCACUAAGGUCGAUUUCUUGUGGCCGAAACUAGAUGACCAACCAGGUUCUCACAUACUGGAAGGAGUAGAUGUAACUGGAUAUCCUAUCUUUAGUGAUCCAAUGGUGCAGAAAGCUAUUCACUUUGCUAAAAUAGCUCACCAUGGCCAACUUCGCAAAACUGGAGACCCUUAUUUGACUCAUUGCAUCCAUACUGGACGAAUCUUAGCUAUGUUGGUCCCCUCUACCGGCAAAAGAGCUGUUGAAACUGUUGUGGCUGGAGUUCUUCAUGAUGUGGUUGACGACACAUGUAAAAGUUUGCAAAACAUAGAAGAGGAAUUUGGUGAGGAUGUAGCUAGGUUGGUGGCUGGUGUUUCCAGGUUGAGUUAUAUUAAUCAGCUCUUGCGGAGACAUCGAAGAAUAAAUGUGAACACUGGUACCCUUGGGCAUGAAGAGGCAGACAAUUUACGAGUCAUGCUCUUGGGAAUGGUUGAUGAUCCACGUGUGGUUCUUAUCAAGCUUGCUGACCGUCUUCACAAUAUGAGAACAAUUUAUGUUCUGCCAUUGCAAAAAGCUCAAGCUGUUGCAAAGGAGACCCUCGCUGUUUGGUGUUCACUUGCUUCCAGAUUGGGUUUGUGGGCAUUGAAAGCUGAGCUAGAAGAUUUGUGCUUUGCUGUACUUGAGCCUCAAAUCUUUCAGAAAUUGAGAGCUGAUCUAGCUUCUAUGUGGAGCCCUAGCAGUAAAGUGGGAAACACAAAAAGAAUAUGUGCUAGAGCCAGCUUGCAACCCUUGGACAAGAAAAGCUCUGAAUUUGAUUGUGACGGGACUAUGGCAGUUGAUGAAGACAUUACGAACAUGAAAGAUCUUUUGGAAGCAGUAUUGCCAUUUGAUGUCUUGCUAGACAGAAAAAAGCGGUCAAGAUAUCUUAGUACUCUAGGAAAAGAUCUAGAGACGACAAGACCGAAGGUUGUGCAAGAUGCUGCGAUUGCUUUACAGUCUCUAGUAGUUUGUGAGGAAGCGCUUGAACGGGAGUUGAUUAUUUCAACUUCCUAUGUCCCAGGGAUGGAAGUAACUUUGUCUAGCCGUCUAAAGAGUUUAUAUAGCAUCUACAGCAAGAUGAAAAGAAAGGAUAUCGACAUUGACCAAGUCUAUGACGCCUGUGCAUUAAGGGUAGUUGUUGGAGACAAGAAAGGAACUCUUCAUGGGCCUGCUGUUCAAUGCUGUUAUAGUCUUCUCAACAUUGUACACAAACUUUGGACCCCCAUUGAUGGUGAAUUUGAUGAUUACAUUGUCAAUCCAAAGCCUAGUGGCUAUCAGUCUCUGCACACUGCAGUACAAGGUCCCGAAAGAUCACCUUUGGAAGUUCAAAUACGAACACAGAGAAUGCAUGAAUAUGCUGAACAUGGACUAGCUGCUCAUUGGCUUUAUAAAGAAACUGGAAACCAGUUAUCUUCCAUACCUAUCACAGAUGAAUCAGAAGUGGAGGCUGCUCCUUAUUUCUCCAGUGAUACUGAGGAACAGAAUUCCAUAGAAUGCAAUUUGUUACAGAAGUACAGUUUGCUGAAAUCUGGACAUCCAGUACUUAGAGUUGAAGGAAGCCAUCUUCUUGCUGCUGUCAUUAUUAGAGUAGAAAAGGGUGGUAAGGAGCUGCUUGUUGCUGUGAGCUUUGGACUGGCAGCUUCUGAAGCAGUAGCUGAUAGAAGAUCUUCAUCCCAAAUGAGGCGGUGGGAGGCUUAUGCAAGGUUAUUUAAAAAGGUGACCGACGAGUGGUGGUGUGAACCAGGGCAUGGGGAUUGGUGUACUUGCCUAGAGAAGUAUACACUUUCUCGAGACGGUAUGUACCACAAGCAAGAUCAAUUUGGGCGCCUAUUGCCAACAUUUCUUCAGGUCAUUGAUUUGACGGAGCAUGAAGAAUCUGACUAUUGGGCUGUCGUGUCGGCUGUCUUCGAUGGCAAACAGCUUGAUUAUUAUACAUCAAGGCCAAGUUUAAAUGCUGUGACAUGGAGCUCCAUGGAGACUAGCAUAAAUAACAAGGUACGCCUACUAAGGACAAUGCUGCGGUGGGAAGAGCAACUACACUCGGAAGCAAGUCUUGGAAAAGAGAAGCUACGAGGAAAGUCUUACGGAUCGGUCGUUCUUGGGGAGGUGGUAAUUGUUUGUUGGCCCCAUGGCGAGAUAAUGAGAUUGAGCACUGGCAGCACUGCGGCCGAUGCUGCUAGAAGAGUAGGACUCGAGGGAAAAAUGGCUUUGGUGAAUGGCCAAUUGGUGUUGCCUAAUACCAAGCUAAAAGAUGGUGAUGUGGUUGAAUUCAGAAUUUGAUGACAAAAUUUGUAUUUGUGAAAAUAA
This is a messenger RNA of Humulus lupulus (European hop), 2659 nucleotides long. RefSeq lists its product as uncharacterized. Gene Ontology annotation, biological process: guanosine tetraphosphate metabolic process. The coding region runs from base 80 to 2632 and encodes 850 amino acids. The transcript is spliced from 18 exons. The record is from RefSeq and is a predicted model, not a curated record. NCBI's taxonomy places the organism in Eukaryota, Viridiplantae, Streptophyta, Magnoliopsida, Rosales, Cannabaceae. Gene Ontology annotation, cellular component: chloroplast.